This is a messenger RNA of Staurois parvus, 1647 nucleotides long. The record is from the annotation of a GenBank genome assembly. Lineage: Eukaryota; Metazoa; Chordata; Amphibia; Anura; Ranidae.
AUGGAGGCCAACUCCCACCCUGUCCAUUUCCUGAAUGUGGCUCACACUUAUGUUCCCAGUGCCAAUGUGGAAUGUCACUACACCCUGCCAGCUGGCAUGAAGGGCUCCACCAGGGACUGGAUUGGAAUCUUCAAAGUAAGCGGCUCCUCUAUACAUGACUAUGACACUUUUGUCUGGGCAGCCUCUUCAGAAUCUUCUGUGGAAGAAUCAAUAUCUCAUUGCAGUGUGCAGUUUCAAGCCUACUAUCUUCCACACCCCGGUGAACAGCAGUACCAGUUUCGCUAUGUGGAUCAGCAUGGAACUGUGAAAGGCAUUAGUGAACCUUUUGUGAUCAGUGAGCCACGACCAAUGGAAGACCUGGUCACCUUGGAGGAUGAAGAGACUUCUCUGGACAUGAUUUUGGUUGUACCGAAAUCUGCUUUCCUACAGCAACAGCUGGAGUUCUCUCAGCAGGAGAGGAAUGACCUUAUGAGGGUUAGGCUCACACUGGAAGAGGUGGUGAGCACUCUGAAGAAGAAAGUCCAGCACCUGGAGGCUGCUCUGGAGGCUUCAGACAGUAAACAUUCAAAGCUACACCAACAGUAUCAGGAACUUUUUGAAAAAGAGCAGACGGCAAGGAAAGAACUUGAUGCCCUGAGCAAAAACGAGGUUGAGCACCGAGAAAGGAUUCUGCAACUUGAGAGUGAAGUCCAGAUCAUGAAUCAGAACCUGCUUGAAAAAGAGAAAGAGACAGACAUCCUGAAGACAAGAAAAGAGUCACUAGAGGCAGAAAAGGAGGAGCUGAAAGAGCGACUUGCAGAGACCUCUUCAGAAACGGAGCGUUCCAAGUUGCAGAUAGAUACUCUGCGUGAGAAGCUGCGGUGCACACAGGAUAUUCUCUCAGCCAGUCAGCAGAAAGUGAUGCUGUUAGGGGAGGAGUUAGCUACGGUCUCUUCUAUUCGAGAUCGGACCAUCUCUGACCUGCACAAAAGCCGCCUCGAGACAGCUGACCUUGCCCUCAAAGUGUCCGACUUAAGUCUCCGAUAUAAAGAAGGAAUGGGGCAGUGGUGGCAAGAGAAGACAGCUCUGAACCACAGCAUGGAGGCCAAGAGAGAUCAGAUUGUGAAUCUGAAAGCAGAAAAGCUGACUUUGGAAAGCAACUUGCAAGAAGAGAGGAGCCAACGACAGAAACUUCAAUGUAAACUAAACCAGGAGAAAGAUGCAUGUCAGGUUCAGAUAUCAGAAAGCAGACGAGAGUUAAGUGAGUUGAAAUCGGCUCUGAAAGUUGCACAGAUGGAAAAGGAACAAUUAAGAGAAGAAAAACAGGAGAUGAUUCAGUAUAUGAGGAGACUGGAGGAAAGGCUGGACAAGCUUGCUGAUGAAAAGUGGAGAGAAGACAAAGUGGAUAAAGAGGAAAGCAGUCCUAGACGUACAUCUCUUUUGCCAGUUGCUUUGCCAGAGUCAGAUGAAGAGUCCUCUGAAAACAAGAGAUUUCCUGUGCAUGAAGACCCCUUUACAGUGAGUGAGCAGAUCUCUUCCAUCUUACCAGCGUUCCCUCGAGAGUCUUUGAAGGUGGUGAUUAAUCAGCCAGCACCCAUUGCAUGUCAGCUACAGCCAUUGCCUGAGGACAACCCUGACUCUGUAAGUUGCAUAUCUAGUACAGCAUAA